This is a messenger RNA of Ictalurus punctatus (channel catfish), 3218 nucleotides long. RefSeq names its product tRNA-yW synthesizing protein 1 homolog (S. cerevisiae) (gene tyw1). The record is from RefSeq and is a predicted model, not a curated record. NCBI's taxonomy places the organism in Eukaryota, Metazoa, Chordata, Actinopteri, Siluriformes, Ictaluridae. The coding region runs from base 132 to 2366 and encodes 744 amino acids. Gene Ontology annotation, biological process: wybutosine biosynthetic process. The transcript is spliced from 16 exons. Gene Ontology annotation, molecular function: FMN binding; catalytic activity; 4 iron, 4 sulfur cluster binding.
UCAAAACAACAUGGCCGCCUCCUUCUGUGGGCAUUUCUGAGCCUCGCUAGCUUAGUUCCCCGCACGUCAUAGUCUAAAUUAGACCGUUCACUCGAUAUUACUUUAUUACUAAAGUACUAAGUGUCCGAGCGAUGAUAAUCUUCUUUAUAACCUUGUUAACACAUGCUCUGUCCUUCGUGUCCGCUGCUGAAAUGCCAGGGUAUUUGGACAAUGCCUGGCUUUACACUGAAGCAUUCCUUGCGGCUGUGUGGCGCGACAGGUUAUACGUGUACACUGCAGCUGCGCUCCUUAUCGGGUUAUGGUUAACGGUGAACAUGACCAUGAAAAAGAAGAAGUUGGCGAACCUGGUAAAAUCCCCUAAAAAUUCCAAAUCUGAGAAGCAGAAGGAGCAAAUACCUGAAAAAGAGAAGGUUGCCAAUGUUGCAGGUGUGAGGAUAUUCUAUGGGUCACAGACUGGAACUGCGAAGGGUUUUGCCAGAGAGCUCGCAGAAGAUGCCCAGGUGCUCGGGUUCGAGUCUGAUGUCAUUGACUUGAAGGAUUAUGACCCGGAGGACAAACUGUCAGAUGAGUGCACCAGUAAAAGGAUUUGUGUGUUCCUCAUGGCCACGUACACAGACGGCAAGCCCACCGAGAGCGCUGAAUGGUUCUGUAAAUGGCUGGAGGAGGCUUCCACUGACUUUCGCUACGGCAAAACCUACCUGAAAGGAAUGAGAUACGCCGUCUUCGGCCUGGGGAACUCCGUGUAUGUCGGCCAUUACAACACGGUCGGCAAAAACGUGGACAAGUGGCUGUGGAUGCUGAGUGCAGCACGCGUCAUGAGCCGCACCGAAGGCGACUGCGACGUGGUGAAAAGCCGAAACGGCAGCAUCCAGGCCGACUUCCAGGCGUGGAAAGAGGAUUUCCUGAGGCGCCUUCAGGCCCUGGCCAAAGGUGAGAAGAAGGCGUGCAGCUGCGAGUGCAAAAAAGGCUCGUGCAAGAGUAAGAAGAAGCACCACGAGGAAGCGGAGGACGAGAAGCACAGCUCUGAGGAGCUGUUUGAGUCCAGCAGUGAUCCAGAGUCUGGAGGUGAAGAGGAGAAAGCUCACGGCUCUGUCAUCGACCUGGAGGAUCUUGGGAACGUCAUGAACCACAUGAAGAAAGCCAAGAAAGUGGAAGAGGACUCGUCUCAGCUGGGAAGGCUGUCCAAAUUGAACGGAUUGAAGAAGGCUGAGCCUGAGGAGACGAGGGAGAUGAUCACUCCAGCACUGAGAGAAGCGCUCACUAAGCAAGGAUAUAAACUAAUAGGCAGUCACUCCGGGGUAAAGCUGUGUCGUUGGACCAAGUCCAUGCUGAGAGGGAGAGGAGGAUGCUACAAACACACGUUUUACGGCAUUGAAUCUCACCGGUGUAUGGAGACCACUCCCAGUCUGGCCUGUGCCAACAAGUGUGUGUUUUGCUGGAGACACCACACGAACCCCGUAGGCACUGAGUGGCGUUGGAAGAUGGACCCCGCUGAGAAGAUCCUCCAGGAAGCACUGGAGAACCACCGUAACAUGAUCCGCCAGUUCCGAGGUGUCCCAGGAGUUCGGCCGGAGCGUUUUGAGGAGGGUUUGGCGGUGAAGCACUGUGCUCUGUCUCUAGUGGGCGAGCCCAUCAUGUACCCAGAGAUCAACUCCUUCCUGCGUCUCCUCCACCAGUGCCACAUCUCCAGCUUCCUGGUCACCAAUGCCCAGUUCCCUGAAGAGAUCAGGAGCCUGGUGCCAGUAACCCAGCUGUAUGUGAGUGUAGACGCCAGCACCAAGGACAGUCUGAAGCGGAUAGACCGUCCACUAUUCAAAGACUUCUGGCAGCGCUUCCUGGACAGUCUCAAAGCCCUCGGAGAGAAGCAACAGCGCACAGUAUACCGCCUGACCCUGGUGAAGGCCUGGAACGUAGACGAACUGAAAGCCUACGCUGAACUCAUUGCCCUGGGACAGCCGGACUUCAUCGAGGUCAAGGGAGUAACCUACUGUGGCGAGAGCUCAGCCAGCAAUCUGACCAUGGCCAACGUGCCCUGGCAUGAGGAGGUCGUCCACUUUGUGCAGCAGCUCGCCAGCCUCCUGCCCGACUACGACAUCGCCUGCGAACACGAGCACUCGAACUGCCUGUUACUAGCCCAUCAUAAGUUUAAAGCGGAUGGUGAGUGGCGGACGUGGAUCGACUACGAGCGCUUCCAUGAGCUCAUUCAGAAGUACAAUGAGAGCAACGGUGCCAAGACCUUCACCGCUCUGGACUACAUGGCCAAGACACCCAGCUGGGCCGUGUUCGGGGCUCGAGAGAGAGGCUUUGACCCCUCAGACACGCGCUUCCUAAGGAAAAACAAGACCAAAGACAUCUCUGGGUGCUGAUGUCAAACACGGGCAGCUGAAUCUCCAUCUGAAUAAGAGAAAUACGUUUUAUAAAGACUUUAUUAAAAGGUCUAGGGUUUCGAAGGUGUGUAUGAAUCAUCAUUUUUUUUUUUUUUUUAAUCUUAGGUCAUUUGUUUUCCAACACAAGAUCAGUAAGUCUCCCAAGUCACAUGUUCACCCUCACUUGUGGUUUUUAAAAAAAAAAAUUUUAUAGCAAUUUCUAGAUUCUUAUUCUUAUGCAUGUUUUUGAGAUAUCACACGUACUGAGGAGUGGAUGUGCUCUGCAUUAACACUGCAGUCUCUCCAUGUCUCUUUUCCUACCUUUCCCCUUACAUGGCCGUGUCCGGUUUCUUCUUGUCCUCAGUUUUCACCCACAGAGAGUCAGCGAGAGGCCUACAGCUUCCUUCACUAACCUCUGAGGCAAAAAUAUUCCUAUAUUCUAUCCAUUUAAUGACAAUGUCACCUCACACACCGGCUAGUUCUUCUGUGUAAAAUUAGCAUAAGGCCAACUGUGUCAUAAGCUUUAUUUCCCAGAGUUCUUUAGAGAAGCUAAUAUUGCUGUGACAUUGGCACUACAGUCUGUGUGCUCCUUUGUGCUUUCCUUCUCUGAAUGUAGGUUUUCUUUUUUGUGAAUUCUCAUUAUCUUUUCUUCAAAAAUCUUUCAUCAUUGAGGUUGAGGUUUUUAAUUUUUAUUUAACUUGCUUUAUGGUAACGUCUGGAUUCCACAUGUCUCUGUAUUUUUAGACUGCUCAAAAGGUGUCUCGAAUGGUGACCGUUUUAACUGUUUGUAUCAGAAGGUGUAGUGCCUUAUUGAAUUCUGAAUAAUAAUAAAAAAAUAUGAUAGUUAUUAAA